AUGGACAGCCUGCUAAACCUGCUCAGGGACACAUCUGGUCGCCGACUGGCCCUACUGGAGGAAGAGUUGGAGACACUGAGGCGUGAUGCGCUCUCGUAUCCAGAUGAUUUCUUUUCGACAAAACCCAGGAGGUACCCGGCCGGUCUAUUUUCCCACGAAAAACUAAUCGAGAUAUCGUGCGCUUCAUUGAAUCAAUGCAAGGGCUUUGCCAUGGGUGACAAGCCCAAUGAUCCUUCCACCAACGCCGCCAAGAAAGACAACCCUAUCUCGACGUCGCACCCCCUCCAAGACCCUUCCGCGGUCAAGAAGAGGCUGUACACGUCCUUGAGGCAGCUGGAAACCUACGAGCAAUUCCUCUUGUGGCAACUUGACGCCAGGAAUACUUCAAGGAUCAAUAGGCAUGCAGGACUUAGCGAGCAGUACCAGCAAUACCUCAAUAGCUACAAGACUAGGUCUCAGCACUUUAUGGAUUUGAGGGAGUCCUUGGGACACGGGAUCUCAUUCGAGGAGGCAUGGACAGCAGACCGCUCCUUGACCCUCGCGAUAAUGCACAACGCUGGUGAUAGAUGCCUGGACCUCUAUAGAUACUUCGGCGCUAUAGAGGAGUGGGCAAGAUAUAGGGGCUCAAUCAAACAGCCGCUGCGCCUCUUGCGAUCGCUCGAUGAACAGGACCCGUGGUCUACCUACGUCGAGUUUCUUUACUAUCAUUCAUUGUGCCAACAGGCAUCUGAUUAUAGAGUCAUUGCCCUUCGGGUGGACAUGUCCAGGGAGUGGGCAAUGCUGGCACGAGAAAACCUGCUCCAACCCACGGAUACGGCCCUCUCACUUGUGUACCGACUGGAAGUACUACAGGAGGAUCUGUCGGAGGCAAGUGGAGCCCAUCCAUACGAACAUUUUCUCUCCUCGUGGAAGCGCCUAUGUCAAGGUACCGAGGUCGCGGAUUUUCAUUGCGCGAGUAUGGGCUGGGCUUGGGAUAUGAUGGAAUUUGUUGGUAAUUCUUAG
Clonostachys byssicola is the source of this 1002-nucleotide messenger RNA. Lineage: Eukaryota; Fungi; Ascomycota; Sordariomycetes; Hypocreales; Bionectriaceae. The record is from the annotation of a GenBank genome assembly.